Molecule: messenger RNA, 807 nt
Organism: Dipodomys ordii (Ord's kangaroo rat)
Lineage: Eukaryota; Metazoa; Chordata; Mammalia; Rodentia; Heteromyidae
Gene: Rccd1
Product: RCC1 domain containing 1
Exons: 6
Source: RefSeq, a predicted model, not a curated record
UGCGCCCUGGCCCCCGAGCUGCGCGCGCGCCAGCUGCACCUGGGCGCCGAGCACGCGCUGCUGCUGGGCGCCGACGGCCAGGUGUUCUCCUGGGGCGGAGGCAGGCACGGACAGCUCGGCCACGGGACGCUGGAGGCGGAGCCGCAGCCGCGGCGGCUGGAGGCGCUGCACGGCCUGACCAUGGUGGAGGCUGCGGCCGGCGGCUGGCACUCGGUGUGUCUGAGCGAGACUGGCGAUGUUUACAUCUGGGGCUGGAAUGAGUCAGGGCAGUUAGCGCUGCCCACCAGGAGACUGGCAGAGAAGACAGCCCCCGGGGAAGGAGGUGGAGAUGGCGCCGACACGAAGGGAGGAGCCAGCACUGAGGAUGGAGCCCCGGCCACCUUCAUAGCUGUCCAGCCCUUCCCCGCCCUACUGGACCUUCCCCUGGGCUCCGAGGCCAUCAAGGCCAGCUGUGGGUCCCGGCACACGGCCGUGGUAACGCGAGCAGGGGAGCUCUACACCUGGGGCUGGGGUAAAUACGGACAGCUUGGCCACGGCGACGGCACCAGCUUGGACCAGCCCCGGCGGGUAAAGUACUUCGUGGACAACCAGCUCCACGUAAAGGCCGUCACGUGUGGGCCUUGGAACACUUACGUGUACACAGUGGAAAAGAGGAAGAGCUGACAUCUGUGCGGGUGUACAUCUGUGUUCUGUAAAUCCCUUAUAAAGAAGCGCACAAAGCAGACUAGUGAAGUGCCUCGGACCGGCUCUGUCAGGACAACGGAGGACACCUAGUGGAGGAACUGGAAUAGGUGGGGAGAUGGCAAA